UUGUUAGGUUGGAAUAUUUGUUCCUUAGUACGUUGGCGCUUGAUCUGCAGUACGCCCGGUCGUGGAUCUUGUUGGGUUGUUGCUUAGUUGCGUUGUAUUCACUCCACGGUUCGGGAUCGCAUCUUGCAAUCGCGCGGUACGGUCAUAUCGUGGCUAGUUUGUUUCACUGUUUCAUUCGGGCUACAGCCAAUUAUGUAUGGGCAUAGGAAUUAUACAUAGUGUAUGGAUGUUUUUAAGAACAUCUCUUCAGUACUCGUUCCUGUUCUUUUGUUAUGGCUGCUACUGACCUUCAAUGGUAACCUCUUGCAACGGUGCCGCAGUUAUAAUUCCUCUAGUAAUAGUGUGAUAGAAAUCAGUGAUCAUAUAUUGUGUGCUAUUAUGAUUAGAUGUUGAAGUGCAUUUGUGGUCUAAAUGUGUCAUAAGAGGUGUAAUUAAUACAACUUGUUCUCAUUGAGUUCCGAUAGUAGAUAAGUCAAUGCAAAAUAGGAAUAUUUUCACUCAAGCCUCUACGUACUCUGCUGGCGAGUGAUUAGUAUCAGUAAUUUGAUAGUGCUUAGCACACAUACACACAUAUUUUCAUCAACUGUACAGAAGCAUCAUUCACUAACGAUUGGAUAUUUCUUGGAUUGAUUACAGAGUGAAUCGCAUGAACAAACGAGGUCCGUUAAUUGGAUUUGUAAAACGGCAGCAAUGAGGUUAGAAUGUCUCAGUUACGAAAGUCUGCAUCUUUUCGUUCUCGCAUCCCUGUAAGACGCGCUCGUUUUCCGUCGCGACGAUGUCCUAGUCCGCCUGAGCUUUUUACAUCGACUUCGAACGAUCCUGACUGGAACGGUUGUUCGCAUCCAGAAAAUCGACAUCGAACCACUAACAAUUGCCGAAAGUACUCUUCAUCGAGUUUUUCAAGUAGCGACGAGAGCUGCGAGUCGGAGGAACCUCUUCAGCGCCUAAUACGACAGUUUGCCGACGUGAAUCAUUCGUUUUACAUUUCAAACGAUGCAAUAAGUCUGGAUGGGCUUUUGGAUUCCAUUAGUAGCGGAAGCUUCUCUAGUUUACCAUCACCCACAGCAGCCUCAUAUUACAGUCGGAAGAUGUCACGAGCGUUCAGCACCAGUUACGAGUCUUUGCCGAAAUUUAGUCGCACUCCUGAGACAGUGAAAUUGCCAACAUCAGCCGCCGAUUAUAACAUAAAGCCUUCUUCGGGUAUCCAAGAAGAAAUAUCCAGCCACCAGCGGAGCACUAUCAAGAAGAUAAUCAGAGAAGAUAACACCAACAAUGACGUAGAGGGAAAAGUUGAGAAUACCGCCCUGACAAGUUAUAACAGAGAUGUUAGCGAAUAUAGACAAAAGCCAAUGAGAAGAGAUGACGGUAUUGUUGAAGAUGCUCAGAACACAAAGCUAAGGAAUGCAUCAAAAGAAAAGCCCAUCCCCAUGCCCCGUAGUACCAGGGCGUUUCCAGUGUCGAAAGUUGCCUCGCUGUCGUCGAUGAGCCCGUACCAGGAUAGGGGGAUAUCGGAAGUCGUGCUCCAUAAACGUGUUAACAAUUCCAGCUCAAAUACGUUGCAUGAAAUUGAAACAAAAAAAGACGAUUUAAUUGGAGGAACUACAGUCAGGAGCUAUGUAACAGGCACUCGUAAUGGACACAUUUUCGAUGGAAAUUUAAGCCAACAGCGACAGACGCAGCAGCAGUCAUGGAGGCAACAUCAACCAGCUGAAAGGGACAGCAAUGAAGACGAUUCUACUACUGCUUCCGGCCGUCAUCGUCAUGAAAACAUCAAGGAUCACUAUGGCAGCGGAAGUAAUAGCCUUCGUCGGGAGGAACAACAUGUUGACAAACGCUCGCUCCCAGCUACGAUGAACGCUUCACUGUCUCAAGCCUAUCCUUCACCCCCUUAUUGGUGCGGUGAGCGCCUGAAUCGGAUAAAUCUGCUGAAUUUACAGGAGCACGAGUCCUCACUUGAGAGUCUGGGGCAUUCCGUGUCCACGUUCCAGAGCUGUGACCAAAUGGUCAGUUGGUCAUCGCCGACGCGAAUGAGGCACAUUCCAAAACGUUCCGAUGAAACGAGUACAAGCAGCUUCGAGCACAUAAAUAUGACCACGGGCACGACUGAAAUGCCAACGGAUCCAUAUUUCGGAAACUAUGGGACUGCAUCGACUGGGUGCAGUCCUUCGCAAAAUAUGAAAAGAUGUAACGUAUUGCCAAGGGUAGCUGAAUAUAAGGAGGCAACGUCAUCGGCAAUGUCACCUACGACGAGGCAUUUCGGUCGUAAACAGCAGCCUCUUAUCCUGAAAAUGGACCCCCAUCCUGUGGAAGCACCGGCAACAGCAACAUCACCGAGGAUAUUUCCACCGAAAACAACUUCGUAUCGAAGUGAAUGUGAACUUUCUGGCUCUUAUGUAUCCCUGGAGUGUCCUUCACCACCCGGUCCGCCGACAUGUCUUCCAGAAUCACGACGGGAUCCACAAGCAAGAUUGGGAAGUUAUCUGAAAACACUUUACAUUGACUUAGCACUUAAGGAACCAGUUACACCCCAAUGGGCAAUUCCAGUUUCUCCAGGAGCUCUAUGUCCUGCACGAUUGGAACCAGAACUUCGAUUACAUGCUCAAUCGCAUGGAUAUAAUGACGCUAUCCUGGUCGAUCAGCUUUUGACUUCAAUUCAUACGAAGGAAGGAUCUUUUCUGGAAGCCCCACGCCGCGUUCUAAUUGAGUGUCCAUCCUGGGCAUCUCGCAGUGCUCUAGUAUUGAGGAUUUUAUAUGCUUGGGCCAAAGAGCCACCUUGGCCCCCGAAGGGAUCUCCCGUCGCGUUGGCUCUUUUCAUUCCGUUGUCCGAAAUAAAACGGAGUUUCGCAAAUUACGUCGAAAAGGAAUUGCUCCCAAAAGGACCAUUAAAUCCAUUUUCAAAUAGCUUUGGAGGAUUUACAUCAGCGUGGAAUUCACUGGAGACGUUGGGGGCGAAGCUGCUUUUCAUCCUAGAUGGCUAUGAUUAUCAACGAGGCUCGCCGAAACGAAAAGGCAAACAUUAUCCUCCUGAUAUCUACGAUUUGUUGAACGGGAAGCUAUUCCCCGAAGCACGAGUUAUUAUUACAACAUCGUCGACAGGCAGUAAUUCUAAUAACAACAAUGAACUACUCCCUCACAUACAACGCCAUGUAACGUUAGAAGGGCUCACAUGGGGUCGAUCUGCAUCAUUGCUAGGAGGAGGACAGUGGGGUGCUCCUGCCCGCCUUCUCGAUACCGUCCAAGAAAGCGCAUCUCUCCGUCGAGUAGUGCGAACACCACUUGGUUGCUUAUCAAUAGCUGCAAUUUUUGAAGCAACUGGGGGAGACCUGCCUACAGACGACCUAGAUGUAAUCGAGUCCGUAUUGAAUUGCAUUGCUCCUGAAACCUCGGCGAGAAACAUAGCGGAAUUGGGCAGACUAGCACUGUUUUGCCUGAAAAUGAAUCGACCAUCAAUCAGUAUAUCAGAAAUUCGAAUGUACUGCUCAUCCCCUGAAUCAAGCACUUUAGGAUGUUUGGACAAAGGACUUCUCUUGGGAAAAACCGCGCGAAAAAAGGGAGAUUACAUCUACCACUUCAUGUGUGCUGAUAUGGCCGAAUUUUUAGCUGCCAACUAUAUCGCUUCACUAGCAAAUCGACCUGGACUUUUGGCGGCAGAAAUUACUGGACUUUUACUAGGAGAAGAACUCGAGCCUGACUUAUUUAAGGUUAUCAAAUUUGCAAUGGGUCUGCUUGGAUCACGCGCUCACAUGCUUCUCUCGAAACUCACGCCCUUAUGGCUUACCCCACAGACAAUAUUUUCAUUGGCUUUAGCAGGCGGAAACUCACCGGAAAAUCUGUCUGCCCUUUGUGAUAUCUUAGGAAUUUCGAAAUACCCGCCCAUGUCUCCGCUGGAAACCAAGCCUAUUUGGGUACAAGUUCGUUCCGUACCAAAUGAACUGAUGGGCUGGGGAAUGGCAUUGAGAAGUCCCUCGUGUGCAUUGAAAAAUUUAGAACUCAUCUAUCAAAUAGAAAAACACGCCCUUUUAGAUUCUCGGAACGGAAUGGAGGUGUUCUUAGACUACCUCUCGCAUAAUGAAAGCGUUUCAACACUUCGUAUAUCGUCUUUGAUAGAAAAUGAAGUGAAGGAUGCAGAAAUUAACUAUUUAGCAAAUUGUAUAUCGAAAAUGAUUUUAAAACCAAGACUGGAAAGCUUCGAAUUGGUACUGACACUUUUAGAAGAAGAUCCACCCGUACUGAAAUUGCAACCCGUAGUAGUAGCUCUUUGCCGUGCAAUUCCGAAGCAACCCAAACUGAACUCGUUACUUCUGGAUUUGGGUCUUAGUACAUCGCAAUUGGUCCAACUUUGCACAGUUCUGGAUAAAUGUCCACAUAUCAAUAGAUUGUCUUUACCACAUCUACGUUGCGAGAGAGGGGCCGUCGGAGCUCUUGCAGCCUUGCUUACAAUGCGACCACUAUCAUUUUUAGCAUUGCCUUCAAGCUGGGGAGCCAGAGAUGAUCCACCGUCAUCGAGUGGGGUUAGCAUGGGCUCGGGUAGUGGUAGUAGCACCGGCACAUCUGGUCUCAUCAAACAGUCCUCAUUAACUGGCGUAUCAUCGCCUCGAGCGUACGCGUCCGGCUUAUUUUCAUCGCUUCCACGAGGCGUAUAUGUACCAACAACGAACCUAGGAAGAUCUGCAACACUGCCUCGUCAACCACUAGAAGCUCCGGCCGACAAACGUAGUUCAGACUCUGUUGUUUCAAAAACUUGGUAUCCAACCCCUGCGUGUGACGGUGGACCUCACAGUUCUGGAACCUUACAUGAUCUUCUAUUAGCUGCCCGAGAGCCCUACUCCAAACUACAUGGCUUAGAUUUAAGUAAGGCGCAAUUAUCCCUGGAGGAUUCAAUGUGCCUUGGAGAAACAGUUAGACUCUCGAUAACAUUGCACAGUCUGAAAUUAGAAGGAGCUUCACGUUUAAGUGAGGUACUUCCGUCAAUUCUAGGAGCCAGUGAAUCGCCAAGCUUGCAGAUGUUAAGCAUUGGUUCACCACGUUUGAAUUUAGAUGAUACGGCAAUAUCAAUGUCGGCUAGAGCAUUGACAAGUUGCUCAACGCUAAGACUUUUAAAUUUAGAUGGUUGGACUUUCAGAAUAGAGAAUCCAUCAACGUUAUCCAUUAUUCGCGCUUUCUUAUCGCUUACAUCGAUUCGCGAGCUAAGUCUUUGUAAUUGUCGUUUGCAAAUCGGUAUCUGCAGCAGCACUGCCAAAGUUGCACAUGCAUUCGAAUCCAGGUCGGUCGUGGUGUUGAAAAUGGCCGGUGCACAGGCGAUGAUGGCUGAUUCAAUACCUAUAAGAGGACCACAACUUCUAAACUUCGUUAGCGGCUUUCCAUGUUUGAGGGAGCUGGACCUAUCAGCUCCAGCACGUUCUGGCUUGGGAGGUUCCAUCACAUCUCCCAUGAUAAUCGACGAUAAAUCCCUUAUCAACUUCUUCCAAACAUUACACACAUAUUUUAGCCUCCUCAAUACAUUGAAAAUAUGUAAUUGGGUAAUCCAUUUCGACGACGCAUCGAAAACACUCAAAACCUUAUCGAAAUGUAUUCGUAAUAGUCCGUUAAGUCAUCUUAAAUUGGAUGGAAUAUCUGUAUUGGACCGACCAAAAAAGCUCCGUAUCGAAUCGCAGCUCCUACACUCCUUUAUAUCGUCAUUGCCGCAGUUACGUUGGCUUGGAAUCAGUUUGUCGACCAAACGGGAGGAUCAAAUUACAGCUAUCGGAAACGCCGUUCUGGACCUGAAGGGAUAUGAAAUUGAUAUCAAGCUAAGCGACUCAAGCAUCGAACACGCCAAAUUAAUGGCUCAGGCAAUCAGUCUGGAUGGUAAAUUCGAUAUAAAGGUAUCAACCUUUGGAACAUCGAGUGGAAUAUUAAUACACGCCGAGAAGUCAGGCACAAAGAGUCUGAGUCGGAAAAACAAGGACUAAAAUGGCAAAACGGAGGAAUGUCAGAGAAUCUACGGAGCAGCAAUCUUUUAACGUCUCCACCUCAUCUCACCUGGUGUCUGGAUGCUAUCCUCCGCCACAAAAAAAGUUAUUUUAUCUCCACACUGGAAGAGAAAACACAUUAAUAUUUUCGAGAGCACGUGCUUCGACUUGAUUGUUUAUGAUGUUGCUGUAAGGAGACAUUGGGACAAGGAUAAUAAAUGUAGGAGGCAUUACCUCUUCAUAUUUUUAACAGCCCGUUAUAAGUUAUUCUUCUUCUUACUGCAGUUGUUUGUUUGCCUAGCUUCUCUCGCAAAUAAGAUAGUGUUCUGUGCCAAAUUACGAAAAAUUAGAAGUACUAUAGAAGCGAACCAUAAAAUGAUUAGUUACGUUACUGACCCUUAGAAAACCAUCACGAUUGACUUGAUGAAGACAUUAAAAAUGGAUCAGCCUUAGUAAAAUGAAUAAUGAUAAUAAUGUGAAUUACUUUAGUGGAUAAAGAUUCAUUUAAAAUGAACCGUAGCAGUAAGGACGAUAGCAUUUUUACAAUGAAAAGUAAGACAAAAACCAUUUUUAGCAAAAUAAAACAUGUUGUAAACGUGAAUAGUAACGGAUUAGACCAAAUGUUGAAAAACCCUGAAAUUAAAUAGAAGCCAACUUCUUGGAACUAACAGAUCUAAUGAAAUUUUCUGCAUCUUUUGUCUUUUUGACAUAUCUACAUACAAUAUUUACGCAUUCACAUCGUACUUACAUUACUACUAUCUUAUUAUCAUCAGAAAAGUAUUUCUCUUAUAGUAUCCUUAAACUAAUGGUAACUUCAAUAUCGAUUGGAAAAAAUCAAAUGAAAACUAACACACAUACAAUUACACGACGAAGAUAUUUGGAGCGACAAUGGCACCCUUUGAACACAGCCACACGCUAACCGACCGUUCUUAGAAAUCUGUUAAUUUGUUAUCCUUGACACUGUCAAGAAGGAAAAAUUACGUGUAUUUCACAUGAAAUAUCGAUAAAUAACAGAAUAUGAAUCAAUAUUGUGAUAAAUUUCCUUAUUUCAAAAUCUACUGGAAAUAUAUAUGGAAUAUAUAUUUUUUAUAGUUUAUCAAAAGGAAGAGAAACCACGCGUUCGACUUAAAAGGCACAUGAAGUGUGAAUAUCUAUUGUUUUAUCGAAAAAGCGGAGCAUUGCGAACAUUUUAUUUAUAACAAAUAUUUAUAGAAACAAUACUUUUUUAACAUUAUAUAUACAUGCAACACGUUUAAUUAUAAAAUUAUUUAUUACCACGGUGGGAUAUACUCGUUUGAAAGAUGUAUUUGAAAAAGAAAAAGAUAUUUUUACGCGGUAGGAGGACCUUUUGUUCAAUAAAAAUAAAACUAAGAUAAGAGUUGAGACUUUUUUUGUUGAAUAGAAGAAGAUAUAUAAACAAAACAUCUAUUUAAGUGUUGUAUCUGAAAAGGAAGUGACAUAAACCAAUGCAUUAUGUUUGUAGCUAGAAUAAAUAAAUUGAUGCGAAUAUUGAUGACAUUAAGAAAAUAAAUUUUGGAAAUGUGUAAGGCAUAAAAAUGAUGUUAACGUUUUCAGGUGAUUACACCAAAACUUGUGAAAUAAAUGAUAUAAUAAAUA
Messenger RNA from Hermetia illucens (black soldier fly), 7568 nucleotides. RefSeq lists its product as uncharacterized. Lineage: Eukaryota; Metazoa; Arthropoda; Insecta; Diptera; Stratiomyidae. Bases 702 to 5951 code for a protein of 1749 amino acids. The record is from RefSeq and is a predicted model, not a curated record. The transcript is spliced from 16 exons.